AUGCAAUUCGAUGAUAGAUCAGAAGAUGAGCCAAUAAUUGAUCCAUAUAAGAAAUUUGUUGUUGAAGUUUAUAAUGUUGUCAUGGAUGGUGUAAUAAAUAGUUUUGAAAAACGAUUUUUGUCAAAUUCAAAAAUAUAUGCUGAUUUAUCUUGUCUAUCUCCAAGCAACUUCAAUGACAUUAAAAAUGGUCUUCCAACUGAAGCACUUGAUGUUCUAGUCUCAAAAUUAAUAAAAUUUGAUUCAGAAGUUACUGCUGGAUAA
This is a messenger RNA of Macrosiphum euphorbiae (potato aphid), 261 nucleotides long. Lineage: Eukaryota; Metazoa; Arthropoda; Insecta; Hemiptera; Aphididae. The record is from the annotation of a GenBank genome assembly.